AAAAAGACUUAUGGCAUAUGCCCUUGCUUUAAUAAAAAGAACACAAAUCAGAUGAAGGAAAAAGAAAUCCCUAGUUCUAUAAAAGAUCGAAUUAGAGAAGCACCGGAAGCAGAAAUUGCUAAGACCAAAAAAAAUGUCGGGACAGCAAGAGGAAGAUAAGAAGCCCGGCGACCAAUCGGCCGCCCAUAUCAACCUCAAAGUCAAAGGCCAGGAUGGGAAUGAAGUUUUCUUCAGGAUCAAAAGAACCACACAACUGAAGAAGCUUAUGAAUGCAUAUUGUGAUCGUCAGUCUGUGGAUUUCAACUCAAUUGCUUUCUUGUUUGAUGGUCGUCGCCUGCGAGGCGAGCAAACUCCUGAUGAGCUGGAAAUGGAGGAUGGUGAUGAGAUUGAUGCCAUGCUGCACCAAACUGGUGGCACAAAUGCUUUUACCAUGUUCUCAUUUGUGUGAAAGCAAGUUUUAUUUACCCUUUUUUAGGAUUUAAAGGGAGAGUUAUUGUCUGAUUAUGUGUAGAUGUUAUAUAAAGACUUAUUGCCCUGGAGUGUUAUUGACUUGUCUUGUUCUGAAAUGUCUAGCUCUUGAAGAAAGAGCUUUAAUGAUUCCUGUUUGCCAAAUGAGAUGGGACGCGAAACUUCUUUAUCAAUAUGUUUGUUUUGAUA
Durio zibethinus is the source of this 657-nucleotide messenger RNA. RefSeq names its product small ubiquitin-related modifier 1-like. NCBI's taxonomy places the organism in Eukaryota, Viridiplantae, Streptophyta, Magnoliopsida, Malvales, Malvaceae. Gene Ontology annotation, molecular function: protein binding. The record is from RefSeq and is a predicted model, not a curated record.